AUGGCAUCUAGAUUUAAUAAUAAUAAUAAUAAUGAUGAACAAAAUAGUGGUGGUGAUGAUAAUAGUAUAGAGAUUGAUGGCGCAGAUAUACAAAUACCAAAGAAACCAGCCUUACCCUUAUAUAAAUUAUUCAACUAUGCCCGUGUUCAUAAGCCAUAUACCUACAAACAUUUGUUGUUUGCUCUGUGGUUGCCAGUCGGUGUUGGACUCUGGCCAAUCCGUGUAUUUUUGACCAUCCUUACCUACCUCUUAUUGCUCCUUGUACCAAAAUCAUUAUCCUUUUUACUAAAGCAUGUCUUGUUGGUUUUAAUGGGUUUCAGAAUUAAAUAUAAUGGAUUAGAAAAUCUUCCACGUGUUGGAGAUCCAAAAUCAGGUAGAGUGAUUGUUAUUAACCAUAUGAGUGAUUUCGAUCCAUACCCAGUGAUGACAAUCAUCCCUUAUUUCCACACACUUGUUGCUGCACAUAUCAGCAAGGUCCCAAUUGUUGGCAAAUUGUAUAAAAAGAUGGACACUAUUUUCGUUGACCCAGCCAACAAAGAAAAGGCCCGUACUGACGUCUUGGACGGCUUGAACAAGACCAAGAUGCCAUUGCUCAUCUACCCAGAGGGUGGUUUGACCAACGGCUCCAAGGGUAUCAUGAUGUUCAACAAGUUUGUCUUUGGACUCGGCCACGGUAUCAUCCCCGUCGCCAUGCGCAUGAACAACCCAUGGCCCGUCAACACUGACUAUCUCGGGUCGUCUUGGAUGAAGAACUUUGCAUUUUGGUUCCUCGUUCCAUUCCACCGUUUCGAAUUGACCUUUUUGUCACACAUGUUUAUUGCACAAAACGAGACUGAUGCCGAGUUUGCCAAACGUGUUCAAACACGUAUUGCCAACCAUCUCCAAAUCGAAGCUACUGACUACUCUUACUCUCAAAAGAAAGAGUUGGCCAAGGACCUUUCAUCUGGCAAGUUUGUUCCACCAAUCGAUGAUAUUGAAACUCAAGUAUCAAAUCAUUCUGAAAGAAGUGAUUAA
This is a messenger RNA of Cavenderia fasciculata, 1014 nucleotides long. RefSeq lists its product as uncharacterized. Lineage: Eukaryota; Evosea; Eumycetozoa; Acytosteliales; Cavenderiaceae. The record is from RefSeq and is a predicted model, not a curated record. The transcript has 2 exons. The coding region runs from base 1 to 1014 and encodes 337 amino acids.